GCGUCCAUGGGAAAGCGGAGUCGCUGCGGGAAAGUGCACAUGCUUAUGAUUCGUACGGUCAAUUAACGCGAAACUUGUCAUUUACGGCGGGUAAGUGACAUUAUGUUGAGCGCGCUAUAAAGUUUCGCAUUGUGUGAACUUUAAACUGGACCAUGCGUGUUCUCAGACCGCUGCUGCCUUUCGCAAGGCUUGGAAAGCGUGUCUUUGCUCCCGCUCGUCACUUCAGGGAAGGUACGCAUCGUCUGUUCGACUUGGACGUCGAAUUCUACGCAGACGUCGCGAACCACGACCUCAUCACGAAGAACCUCACGAGGAGGGGAUGCGUGGCGGACCUGGACGAAAUCCGAGACCUCUGGGAGCAGCUGAAAGGGAGGCACAGAAGCGAACAAAUGCGAAUCGAUCUGUCGCGGGCCAUCGCAAGGCUGCCCAACAUGACGCACCCUGAAGUGCUGGAAAGGGAAGGCGACGAACCAGUCGUCCUGGACGUCAUCGGUGAGAAAAGGCAAAUGGACUUCGUUCCCAGGCGCUUCGAAUACCUCAUGUCAAGGUUGGGCCUGCUACAGGCAGAUCCGAACUACAACAUCAUGUUCGGCGAGCGUGCGUAUUUCUUCCGCGGUGACCUGGCGCGUAUGGAGGAAGCGCUAAUCAAUUUCACCACAGACAAGCUCUUAAGUAAAGGUUUCACCCCGGUGUACGUGCCGGAUUUACUGCAUCCGGAUCACAUUGAAGCGUGUGGUAUGGCAACGACCGGACUGAGGAACCAGGUGUAUCGCCUCAGGACUAACUGGGGCACGGAGGUUUGUCUUUCUGGAACGGCGGAGAUGGGUUUGGCCAACAUGUACCGCGACCGCUGCCUAGAUGUGUCUGAGCUGCCGCAGCGCCUUAUGGCAGUCAGCCGCUGCUAUCGGGCCGAAAUUUCGUCAACAAAGGAAGAGAAGGGCAUCUAUCGGGUCCACCAGUUCAACAAGGUGGAGAUGUUUGGCUUUGCGUUACCUGGUCAGAGUGCCGUUUUGCGAAAGGAGUUUGUCGAGAUCCAGGAAGAGAUAUGCAGAGACCUCAAACUACAUGUACAACUUUUAGACAUGCCACCAAUUGACCUUGGGCUGCCAGCAUACCGCAAGCUGGACAUGGAAGCUUGGAUGCCAGGCUGCCGAAAGUACGGCGAGAUCAGCAGCGCUUCGGACUGCACCGAUUACCAGAGCCGCAGGCUAGGCAUCACGUGUCGGCAGGCUCCGGGAGGGCCACCGUCCUACGUGUUCACCACCAAUGGCACAGCCCUUGCAGUUCCGAGAAUGCUCAUAGCCAUUGUUGAAAACUACCAGCAAAAGGACCAUUCGGUGGUCAUCCCCGAUGUAUUAAGAAAGUAUAUGGACGACAAAGCCCUCAUGGAACAGUGUGGCACGGAACGGACUCCGCGGUCAGUGCCAUUUUAUUUCAUGGAGAACAGGUAGUAUUGGGGUUUUGGUCUUUGCAGCCAAGUUGAUGAUUUGGCAAUUUCAGUUUCCUGCUUCAGACAGGUGAUUUAUUGACAGGUUUGUGUGGUACUAAAAAAAAAAAUUGGCAAAUGAAGAUUUGUCGGUGUUAAAACUUGGGGCACAACUACUGAGCAGGUUUCAUCCUUUCACUAUUGGUACUUGAACAGUGAUGUUCACAAAAAUUGUGCUAUCAUUUUUAUUUACACUGAAUAGUGUUAUUGAAAUUAGUGUUGUCGGGUAUUGUUGAAUAUAACGAAUUUAUUUCUAAAUGUCUGAGAGCCAUUAAGUGAAAGAGCAUAUUGAUUGCAUACUUCUACCAAUAGUAGUGCACAGGGACCAUGUGGAAGCUUUGUAAGAAUUAAUUUCUAAGUGUGCAUGAACGCAUUGUUCCAAAUUCAGAAAAGUACCCAGUGAGUCACCAUCGAGUCUUGUGGCUAUAGAAUUGGUAAAAUAAACCAUUCAUGUUCAGA
This is a messenger RNA of Rhipicephalus microplus (southern cattle tick), 1945 nucleotides long. RefSeq names its product Seryl-tRNA synthetase, mitochondrial (gene SerRS-m). Gene Ontology annotation, biological process: seryl-tRNA aminoacylation. The record is from RefSeq and is a predicted model, not a curated record. Lineage: Eukaryota; Metazoa; Arthropoda; Arachnida; Ixodida; Ixodidae. Gene Ontology annotation, molecular function: ATP binding; serine-tRNA ligase activity.